Molecule: messenger RNA, 855 nt
Organism: Tetrahymena thermophila SB210
Lineage: Eukaryota; Ciliophora; Oligohymenophorea; Hymenostomatida; Tetrahymenidae
Product: lipase family protein
Exons: 1
Biological process (GO): lipid metabolic process
Source: RefSeq, a predicted model, not a curated record
AUGUUAGAUACUAAAUAAAUUGCUUUUAUAGCAUUAACUGCUAUUACUAUUGCUGGGCUUAGCACAUAAGCAUAUUACUUAUAUACAACACCUUCUUUCGAUCCUUAGCUAGCAAUCGAUAUCGAUUACUACUCAAAGGUAUCUUAUUGUGAUGUUGAUGCUAUUUAAAAAUGGAAUUGCGGUGACUCUUGUAAUUAUCACUCUGGAAUGACUGAUGUCUAAGCUUUCAAUAAAAAAACUAAAGAAGCAUAAGGUUACUGUGGGUAUGAUGCCUCAAAUAAGCGUAUUGUUGUUGCUUACCGUGGUAGCAGUAAUAUAUAAAACUGGAUAGCUAACUUCUAAGCAAUUCCUGUUAAAUAUGCUGGAUGUUAAGGAUGUCUCGUUCAUGAUGGUUUCUAAUUAACUCUUAAGGAAAUCUCUGAUAAUAUAAAUACCUGUGUUUAAGGUUUAGCUAACAAAUAUUAAGACGCACAAGUAUUUGUCACUGGUCACUCUCUUGGUGGUGCUCUUGCUACACUCUCCGUUCUUGAAAUAGCUAAGAUUGUCGAUCCUUCUAAAAUUGUCUUUAUGAAUUUCGGCUCUCCUCGUGUUGGUAAUCAAUAAUUCGUUGAAUAUUUCGACUCAGUAAUCACAAACGGAAUUAGAGUUGUGAACUUUAAAGAUAUUGUUCCUCACUUACCAUUAAAAAUAAUGGAUUUUAAGCACGUAAAUACUGAAGUAUGGAUGCUUUCAAAUGGUGCUGUUAAUGAUUAUAAGGUAUGUCCAACUGAAGAAGACCCCUAAUGCUCUGACUCAGUCAAGCUUCCUAAUGCUGCUGACCACACUAAUUACUUUGGAUUCUAUACAGGAUGUUGA